GGAAUCUCACAAAAAGAAGGCAUUUAUGGCAGAGGAGCAAGCAGGAGGAGAGGAAGAAGAAGAAGAAGAAGCAGAAGAAGAAGUGGAAGACGCCCCAUCAGUCCGCCACCAGUACCACCGCUUACGCCACCCUUCUCCAUGGCUCCGUAAUCCCACAACCCUAAACCACACACCAGAAAUUCUAUACAAACACCUUUAUACAAUUUCUGUAAAAAUCAAAUUCGGAGAAUGGGAAGGGGGUCCUCUAUUUUCUCUAAGAGCUCCAGGCGUCGCCUGAAGAAGAAGUCGGGGCCUCCGUCUCCACCUGUGCUGACCCCUCCUCCUCCUCCACCGUUGAGGGCAGUAUCAUCGCCGCAGCAAUUGACUGAUGGGAGUAAUAAUAAUAAUAAUAAUAACAAUAAUAGUUUAAUUGCGGGGACCGGGGCGAAGACGAAGAAGAAGGCCGUAGGGGCGAGGCUGUGGAUGAGGUUUGAUAGGUUUGGGAUUUCGGAGCUGAUGGAAUGUGACAAAAGCACAAUCAUUAAGCGUGUGGCAAUACCUGCUAGGGAUUUGAGGAUUCUUGGCCCUGUCUUUUCCCAUUCGUCCAAUAUUCUUGCCAGGGAGAAAGCCAUGGUUGUUAAUCUAGAGUUUAUAAGGGCCAUAGUUACAGCUGAAGAAGUCCUGAUUCUGGAUCCUCUAUGCCAAGAGGUUCUUCCAUUUGUGGAUCAGCUCAGGCAACAAAUUCCUCUUAAAAGGUCAGUUAAUACCCAGGAAGCAGGUCACACUGAUACCCAAGAUAAUGAAGUGCAUUCAACAGAAGCCGCUGAAGGUUUGCAGUGUGAGCUUCCAUUUGAGUUUCAGGUUCUAGAAAUCGCUUUAGAAGUUGUCUGCACAUAUUUGGACUCCAAUGUGGCAGACCUAGAGCGAGAUGCUUAUCCUGUUCUGGAUGAACUAGCCAGGAAUGUUAGCACCAAGAAUCUUGAACACGUUCGAAGUUUGAAAAGCAAUCUCACACGUCUUCUUGCACGUGUGCAAAAGGUGAGGGAUGAAAUUGAACAUCUAUUAGAUGAUAAUGAAGAUAUGGCAGAUUUAUAUUUGACGAGGAAGUGGGUCCAGAAUCAGCAAUCUGAGGCUUUAUUGGGAACUGCAGCUUCAAAUAGCAUUAUCACUUUUGCCCCUCCUCUCCGCCGACUUAGUUCUAGUCACAGUGCAAGUUUGGUGACUGGCAGCAUUUUGGGUGAAAAUGAUGUGGAGGACUUGGAGAUGUUGCUUGAAGCAUAUUUUAUGCAGUUGGAUGGAACACGUAAUAAGAUCUUGUCUGUUCGUGAAUAUAUUGAUGACACAGAAGACUAUGUCAACAUCCAACUUGACCAGCAGCGAAAUGAGCUCAUUCAACUUCAGCUUACAUUAACUAUUGCAUCAUUUGCAAUAACAAUGGAUACCUUAGUAGCAUCGUUCUUUGGCAUGAAUAUCCCCUGUCGAUUGUAUGAAAUACAAGGGAUAUUUGGGUACUUUGUUGGGGCUACUUCUGCAGCAUGUUUCUUACUUUUCCUGCUGGUUCUAGGAUAUGCUAGAUGGAAGAAAUUGCUUGGUUCAUAAGUCCAGCUCAUUUUCAACAAUAUCAUGCGCCACAUAUUUGGGAUUCAUACAAGAAUUUGCUUAUUAGUGCUGGCAAAUGAUAAAAUCUUCUGAAGUGUAUACUUAGGAGAUGGUGCCUCCAAGCUGUAUCAAAUGCUCUCUCUCUCUCUCUCUCUCUCUCUCUCUUGAUGAAAUGCAUUGAAAAAUCAAAAAUAGGAUUUCAGGAAAGUGAAACCUGUAGAUUUUUGUUUUCAAUUUGUUUCUCAUAUGAUACUCAACAUUAAUGCUGUGAUUAAUAAAUAUACCAUCUCAUGUUGAAAUUUC
Messenger RNA from Manihot esculenta (cassava), 1881 nucleotides. Its product is annotated as magnesium transporter MRS2-4. The record is from RefSeq and is a predicted model, not a curated record. Gene Ontology annotation, cellular component: membrane. Gene Ontology annotation, biological process: transmembrane transport; magnesium ion transport. Gene Ontology annotation, molecular function: magnesium ion transmembrane transporter activity. The coding region runs from base 229 to 1578 and encodes 449 amino acids. Lineage: Eukaryota; Viridiplantae; Streptophyta; Magnoliopsida; Malpighiales; Euphorbiaceae. The transcript is spliced from 4 exons.